This is a messenger RNA of Cordyceps fumosorosea ARSEF 2679, 342 nucleotides long. RefSeq lists its product as hypothetical. The transcript is spliced from 4 exons. The record is from RefSeq and is a predicted model, not a curated record. Lineage: Eukaryota; Fungi; Ascomycota; Sordariomycetes; Hypocreales; Cordycipitaceae. The coding region runs from base 1 to 342 and encodes 113 amino acids.
AUGCGUUUUGCGACCAUCUUUCCCUUGGCCUUUUGCAGCCUCGCGCUAGCACAGGCUCUCAAGGCCAGGACGGACUUUAUUGCUGCAAUUCUUUAUUCUGGUGACGAUUAUGAGUACGACGUCAAGCAAGGCCAAUGCGUUAAUUUAAAGAGGAGCCAGCCCAACUUCGACCAGAUUGAGAUUGGACGCGGUAAGGCGUGCAGGCUUUAUCCUGACCUCCGAUGCGGGAACCCCAAGGAGUACGAAGCAGGCGAACAUGAGAUUGCCGACGUUCAGUUCAAAUCCAUCAGGUGUGACGCCGUACCGGGUGCGCCCUGGGAUGAGCCCAGGGAGUCGCUGUGA